Molecule: messenger RNA, 6043 nt
Organism: Mya arenaria
Lineage: Eukaryota; Metazoa; Mollusca; Bivalvia; Myida; Myidae
Exons: 6
Coding region: 239-5965 (1908 amino acids)
Source: RefSeq, a predicted model, not a curated record
UUGUUUGAAUGCUCACUAUUUGAGUUCACAAACAUCCGCUAGCUUGUAUUUUAAGUUCAACAAGGACUGGAUUAGAAACAAAGAAACAAAACACAUGUGAGGUCAAACUGCAAGUGCUUAAAAUCAAUUCCUGAUCCUAUGUGACGGAGCUCAUAGAGUCGGCUUUAUAAUUUAAUAACUACCGGAGUUUUUCAGAUUCAAAUUAAAAUGUGUAAUUAAAAAAGUAAAAAAUAACACGAUGUGGUCAAUGUCAAUGUUUUGUCUAGCGACAUUAUCGCUCGUGCUGUUGAUGUGCGUGUCUCAUGUGUCGGGCUCGGGAGCACUGUACGACCCGCCAAAUCGCGCCGUCAUGUGGAAAUACGGGUUCCCCGUCAAGAAAAACUACAACUAUAUGCAGCUAAACUGUGGGGGUGAAAGGCAAGAUCGUGACGGGCCUCCAAAUUGCGGAGUGUGCGGCGACCCUACGGACGGGCCUCGCGAGCACGAAAAGGGAGGCCAAUACGGCACGAACAUGAUCAGCAGAUAUUACCCAGCUGGCGUCAAAGAGUUAAAAGUAAAAGUCGAGCUUCUUUCGUUCGAGAAGGGUUUUUUUGAGUUCCGGUUGUGCCCCGUAAACAACGGGACGGUGACGCAGGCGUGCCUUGACAAGCACCUGUUGCCUAUCAAGGAGGGCUACCUCGCCGGCACGCCAAUGCGGUACUUCCCAGACAAGGCCGGGGACUUCCGACUGACGGUUGCGACGCCGCCUGACAUGACGUGUGAGCGGUGUGUGAUUCAGUGGCGGUACCAUACAGCAAACAGUUGGGGCGUAGAGGAAGGAACUGGACGGCAGGGGAUGGGGGUGGGUAAACAGGAAGACUUCUACAACUGUGCAGACAUCCGAAUUGGAGGAUCGAUCCCAGAUAGCGUCCGUGCAAACCCAUUCUUUGCGCCGCCAGACCCCAUAAUAACGGAGAGCGCAGUUGACAUAACAACGGACCGGCGGCACCAGCUAGCCACAAGCAUGGAGACAGUGGCCGUCGGGCCAGCCAUUGUGGACCAUGUGCCACCCAAACAACGGGCCGUUCCCUUCGACAAGAGCAGUGCGACACGCACUUCCAGUGACGCCUGGGUGGAUUCAGCGCUGACAAUGAACGGCGGAAAUGGAGGCAAAGGAUCCGUUUCUGUUGGAAUAAGAGGGGAUGAAAGCUUUGGAUUAGACAAUACACUCAUUAGUGAUCCAAAUAUGAGAACAGAAAAUACCCAUAAUGUAAGAAUCAUAGAUGAAAUAAAAGGUGUCCCACUCGGACAAAAGAGUAAGGAUCCAAUCGCUGCAAUUAAUAGCGGGUUGAGUCAAGACAGGUCAGGCAUGAUGUCCACUCAAACACAAAAGAAGAUUGGUCAGUCAGCUACUAUGGUAACUGCAGGAGCAAACAUAAAUCCACAAGCCAUUUCAGACUUAGCAGCACAUAUGAUGCGCGGAAAUCAGGCCUCAGACAGCAGUGCUUCGGGUGUUAUGUCAAACUCAGGCCGCAUGGAAACGGUUUUGCCACCAGAGAGUUUCAACGUGUUAGAAACUGCAGCAAUAAAUAAUGGUCAGAGACAGAGAAUAUUCAUCCUUAAAAAACCUUCACAAAAAGGAAAGAUAUUUACUUCAGAAAUUGUGGUACAGGAUGCGCAAUCAGUCGGCAUGACAAGCCAACCCAUCAUGUCUUCUGUAGGCUCGAGUGUGGCACAUACGAGUGGUAUUUCAGGAGUUGCGUACACGGAAAAUGUGAACAUGGGCAGAAGCACUGCUGCAAUGGAUUCUUCGGGAAGUUUCAACAAGAUCGUUUUUGAUCAGACAAACGCAGACACUUCACAGGCAUAUCCGCCCGGAUUUACAGAACCAGGUUUCACAGAGCAAGGCCUAACAAAGCCUGGUGGUGCAGGCCCUGCUUUUACGGUUCCUGGUGUGAGAGACCCCGGAUAUACGAAAUCGGGAUCCAUGUUUAGAUUAGAUGGCAUUAAAUCAAAUAAUUUAGGGCAAUCGGAUGUUACUUCCCAUGGAGUCACUGUUGGUGGGCAUGUAUCACCUCCGGUUAAAAACGUGGGAGUUGUGUCAUCAGGCAUGACAGGAGAAUUUGGAACUCACGGUUCAAGAUCUGUGACUCAUUUGAACAGCAUUGAUUCACGUAAAAAUGGAGAUGUAGUACGACCGGCAGUUUUCUCUUCAGGAAUGAAUGUUGUAUCUACAGGUCCCGAUAUAGUUGGUCAAAACACUGAGCAGUAUCAACAAAUAGGUUCGAGAGCUUUUGCUAAAUAUAAUACAGCUGCUAUGGGAACGGAGUCGGCCAAGACGUCGAGUUUAAGAGAAACAGGUCAGUCUAUGGUAGAUGCAUCUGGACCGAAAGUUGAUAAGAUAACUGAAGGGGGGUCUAAAAUUGUAGACAAUAUCCACGCGACUGGCAUCAUUCAUGAUUCUACGGCAAAUGCAGAUGCCUCAAGACCGAUUGCAGAUGUCUUUCAGGGAGCGUCUCAAGGAGACUCCGCGUUUACAAGUUCGGGGUCCAUGUUUAAAUUCGGAGGCAUUAUAUCCGCGAAUUCAGGACAAUCGGUAAUCAUUGAAGACCAUGGAGGCAUUGUUGGAGAUCAGGUACAGCCUCUGGCUCAAGACGUCGGGGUUGGGCCAUCAGUUAUGACAGGAGAAUUCGGACCACAUAGCUCAGGAUCUGUAGUUCAUUCAAAUAAGAUUGAUUCCAGUAUUAGUAGAGAUCUAGGCGUAGGAUCGGCAGUUUUCUCUUCAAGAAUGAAUGUUGAAUCUCCAGGUCUGAAUGUAGUUGGUCAAAACACUGAGCAGUAUCAACAAACAAACGCUGGAGCUUCUGCUGAAUAUAAUAAGGCUUCAAUGGGGACAGGGUCGGUUAAGGUAUCGAGCUUUAGUGAGGCAAAUCAGCCUAUGGCAGGUGCCUCUGGACCGAAAGUUGACAAGGCAUAUGAAGGGGCCUCUAAAACUGUAGACAAUAUCUACACAUCUAGCAUAAUUCAUGAUUCUACGGCAAAUGCAGUUAACUCAAGACCGAUUGCAAAUGUCUUUCAGGGAGCAUCUAAAGAAGACUCCGCGUUCACAAGUUCGGGGUCCAUGUAUAGAUUCGGAGGUAUUAUGUCCGAGAAAUCAGGUCGAUCGGUCGUAAUGGAAAACCAUGGAGGCACUGUUAGAGAUCAGGUACAGUCUCUGGCUCAAGACGUCGGGGUUGGGCCAUCAGUUAUAACAAGAGAAUUUGGAACACACAGCUCAGGAUCUGUAGUUCAUUCAAAUAAGAUUGAUUCUAGUAUUAGUAGAGAUGUAGGCGUAGGAUCGGCAGUUUUCUCUUCAAGAAUGAAUGCUGAAUCUCCAGGUCUGAAUGUAGUUGGUCAAAACACUGAGCAGUAUCAACAAACAAACGCUGGAGCUUCUGCUGAAUAUAAUAAGGCUUCAAUGGGGACAGGGUCGGUUAAGGUGCCGAGCUUUAGAGAAACAAGUAAGCCUAUGGCAGAUGCCUCUGGACCGAUGGUUGAUAAGAUAUAUGAAGGGGGCUCUAAAACCGUAGGCAAUGUACACACGACUGGCAUCAUCUAUGAUUCUACGGCAAAUGCAGUUGGCUCAAGACCGGCUGCAGAUGUAUAUCAGGGAACGUCUCAAGGUGGCUUCGGAUUUGCAAAUUCGGGGUCCAUGUUUAGACUCGAAGGUAUUACAGGGAAUUCAGGUCGAUCGGUUAUUAAGGAAUCCCAUGGAGGCACUGUUAGAGAUCAGGUACAACCUCUGGUUAAAGACGUCGGGGUUGGGCCAUCAGUUAUGACAAGAGAAUUUGGAACACACAGCUCAGGAUCUGUAGUUCAUUCAAAUAAGAUUGAUUCCAGUAUUAGUAGAGAUCUAGGCGUAGGAUCGGCAGUAUUCUCUUCAAGAAUGAAUGUUGAAUCUCCAGGUCUGAAUGUAGUUGGUCAAAACACUGAGCAGUAUCAACAAACAAACGCUGGAGCUUCUGCUGAAUAUAAUAAGGCUUCAAUGGGGAUAGGGUCUGUCAAGGUGCCAAGCUUUAGUGAGACAAGUCAGCCUAUGACAAAUGUCUCUAGACCGAAAGUAGAUAAUGUAUUUGGAAGCGCCUCUCAAGUUGUAGACAAUGUCUACACAUCUGGCAUCAUUUAUGAUUCUACGGCAAAUGCAAAUGCCCCAAGACCGGCUACAGAUGUGUAUCAGGCAUCGUCUCAAGGAGACUCCGGAUUCGGAACUCAAGGUUCAGUAUAUGAAGUUCACUCAAAUAAGAUUGAUUCAAAAAUAAAUAGAGAUGUAGGCGUAGUAUUGGCCUUGAAUCACGGUUCUGAUGCCAAAAAGGGUUCAGCCUCCUUCGACGCGGUUGGUGUUCCUGGUGUAAUUGAAACGUCAACGUCCGCCGCAAAUGAAAACAACAUGGUGUCUGGACAGCAAGGAUCAGUAAAGGUAGACAGCAAUGUAAAUAUGCUUGUACUUGAUGUUCAGAAAGCUUUGGGAACACAAAUGAGUACAGUGUCUGAAGACAGGAAUGGGGCAGUAGCAGCAGAGGUAAACCUUGUCACAAAGCCUCAUUCGCUCGCGGGAUCAGUAGUUGACUUGUCAGAUUCUGCCAGAGCAAGAAUGACAAUUGAACGAAGUCGAGAGACGCUGGGUAAUAUUGGAGGUAGAUCAAGGUCGGCAGCAGAAAGUUUGACGACAUUAGAUCUUCGUGGCACACAAAGACGGCCUGAUGGGCCACCGAACAUAUACAACCCUCUGAGAAGAAUUGAUAUGUCAAACAGAGGGUCUAUAACAGCUGUACCCACCAGCGCCAGUCCCAGUAACGAAGUAAAUAUCAAGCAGGAACUUCGAUCUUUUAACAUGAGAACUAUUCCGAACAACAACGUUUUAGGAGCUGGUAUACAAAUAACAUCGUCGGGAAGCAUGGUCGCAGGGUUCGGUCCAAGGCGAGAAGACAUGACCCGCAGUCAAGAUAGAACUGGCCAUGGUAGCUUAACUGGAGGUAUGGAUUUUAUACCGGAAGGAAUCAUACCAGGUAGAGACAGGAUAAGGAUAGUGAGGAACCAAAGGACAGGAGAGGAGGAGCGUGUUUCGAGCGUGCGACCUGCUGGUGGGAGGCCGGAUGUCCGGGAUCCAAGGUUGUCUGUUAUACGUCAGGACUUUGGCGCAACUAGGUCGGGUGAUAGUGGGCUAUUCGGACCAGACUUAAGAGACACACGGAUGUCAGCUCGAAGACAAUUCGACUUCCGGACGUCAGGACCAACACGAGGUAUAGCUCCAGAGACAGGUGGAGCAGGCUUCAGACCAGGCAUUGACGGCACUAGGCCAACCGGUAGGAGAAUAGAAGGUAAUAUAGCUGGAGGUGAUAGGUUUACAGGAGAGGCAACAGGAGAAUCAUCAAGUACAUCAUCAAUGCAAAGCACAGACAGGGUUGGUGUAGAAGGCGGGAUUCGUAGGUUUGGGAUGGACUCAUUCAGAUCAGGUGAUGAAUUUAGGUCUGGCACAGAUUUUAGACGAAUGGAUGGCAGUUCUUCAGGUAGAUCGGAAUCAACACGAAUUCUAAGACCGAUGACAGGCUCGGAUAGAACACCAGAUAUACGGCCGAGUACCGGAAGCGACACUAGAAGGAGGAUCGAUGGUAGACGAGAAGCAAUGCCCGGUGGUACAAUGUUUGACGGUCGGCGAGGAGAUAUGGGUGGUGGACGGGUUGACUUCAUGGGCUCUGCUAUAAGUGGAAGAGGUCCAGUUUCUGGUCCUAUAGCUGGUUUAGGAUUUCGACCACCAGGACUAGGGAUGCCGCCACCCGGCUUCCAUAUGGGCGGCGGCGGCGGUGGUGGUGGUGGUGGUGGUGGUGGUCCAGGCUUUAUGAUGCCCGGGGGGAGCCACGGUGGGCAUAUGGGAGGACCACCGUUUCCGGGACCGGGAAUGCCAGGUGAUGGGUCUCCUUUUGGUCUUGGCAUGCCCAUGUUUCCAUGAGGACUGAGAUGAAAUGUAGCAUUUCAAAAUUGCCUUAACUUCAUUUUAUGUUUGAAAUAUAAUUAAAUAUGAACCAGA